CAUUGAGUAGAUGUGAAGGAAUUAUGGGAGAGAAGGCUUUAGUUAGAUUGUGCAGGGCUCCGUGCUCCAGAUGGGCUUUGUGUUUUGGAGCGAUCAUCAGAUUUGCAUUUUAGAGAGAUGACUCUGGCCUCGGUGGAGAGUGGACUGAAAGGGGCAAGAAUGGAGGCAGCAAAGACUGAAGUCUUUGGGUCUUGGCUGGGCCGGCCAGCAGAUACCCUUUCUCAGCAUUGGCGUCUCCUGGCUUACGCUUGGCCAGCGCGGUGCCUCCCCGGGAUCUCCCUCCCUGCUCCUCCCCCAGGGCCCCGCGGGCGGCCGGGGAAGCGAGGCGUGGGGUGGCCCUGCCUGGGUGGUCUCCUGCCCCGCCCCCACCCGCGGCGCCGUCGCCUAGCAGCGGAUCCGGCUGCGCGGCUCCGGGUAAUUUGCGGACCCCUCAGCCAAUGGGAGGGCGCCGUCCCGGCCCGCUCCCUUUUUCUGGAGCUAAGGACGCCUCCUCCUGACUGCGUUCCCCACCUCAAGCCGCGCGGGGCGUCGCGGGCCGGUCGCUCUGCCUGCACGCGGGACCGACUCCCGCACCCGCGCCGCGCUGCGCUCGCCCCCCAUCGCAGGCGCCGCGGCACCCCAGCACCCCACCCUCACGCACGCCGCGCCUAAGCGGCCCCACUGAGUCCCGACGCGGGGCUCCGCCGUACCUGGGUACCAGGCCAGCUUAUGGAGAAUCCCAGAUAACGCGGGUUGGGGGCGCCCACGCCCCCCAUCCCCGCCGGCAUGGCUCGGCCGCCGCCACUCCAAGAGCUGCCCCCUGGCUAUACACCCCCAGCUCGAGCCGCAUCACCCCAGAUCCUAGCUGGGAGCCUGAAGUCUCCACUCUGGCUUCGUGCUUACUUCCAGGGCCUGCUUUUCUCUCUGGGCUGCGGGAUCCAGAGACACUGUGGCAAAGUGCUCUUCCUGGGCCUGCUGGCCUUUGGAGCCCUGGCACUGGGUCUCCGCGUGGCCAUCAUUGAGACAGACCUGGAACAGCUCUGGGUGGAAGUGGGCAGCCGGGUGAGCCAAGAGUUGCAUUACACCAAGGAGAAGCUGGGGGAGGAGGCUGCCUACACCUCCCAGAUGCUGAUACAGACCCCACGCCAGGAAGGGGAGAAUGUCCUCACACCUGAGGCACUGGACCUCCACCUCCAGGCAGCCCUCACCGCCAGUAAAGUGCAAGUAUCACUCUAUGGAAAGUCCUGGGACUUGAACAAAAUCUGCUACAAGUCAGGAAUUCCCCUAAUUGAAAAUGGAAUGAUUGAGCGGAUGAUUGAAAAGCUGUUUCCGUGCGUGAUCCUCACCCCCCUCGACUGCUUCUGGGAAGGAGCCAAACUCCAAGGGGGCUCUGCCUACUUGCCCGGCCGCCCUGACAUCCAGUGGACCAACCUAGACCCAGAGCAGCUGCUGGAGGAACUGGGCCCCUUUGCCUCCCUCGAGGGCUUCCGGGAGCUGCUAGACAAGGCACAGGUGGGCCAGGCCUAUGUGGGGCGGCCCUGCCUGCACCCUGAUGACCUCCACUGCCCACCUAGUGCCCCUAACCAUCACAGCAAGCAGGCUCCCAAGGUGGCUCAGGAGCUGAGUGGGGGCUGCCACGGCUUUUCCCACAAGUUCAUGCACUGGCAGGAGGAAUUGCUGCUGGGGGGCAUCGCCAGAGACCCCCAAGGACAGCUGCUGAGGGCAGAGGCCCUGCAGAGCACCUUCCUGCUCAUGAGUCCCCGCCAGCUGUACGAGCACUUCCGAGGUGACUACCAGACGCACGACAUCGGCUGGAGCGAGGAGCAGGCCGGCAAGGUGCUGCAGGCCUGGCAGCGGCGCUUCGUGCAGCUGGCUCAGGAGGCCCUGCCUCAGAAUUCAUCUCAGCAGAUCCACGCCUUCUCCUCCACCACCCUGGAUGACAUCCUGCACGCUUUCUCUGAAGUCAGUGCUGCCCGUGUGGUGGGAGGCUAUCUGCUCAUGCUAGCCUAUGCCUGUGUGACAAUGCUGCGCUGGGACUGUGCCCAGUCCCAGGGUGCAGUGGGCCUUGCAGGGGUGCUGCUGGUAGCCCUGGCAGUGGCCUCGGGCCUUGGGCUCUGCGCCCUGCUCGGCAUCACCUUUAAUGCUGCCACUACCCAGGUGCUGCCCUUCUUGGCACUGGGCAUCGGUGUGGAUGACAUAUUCCUGCUGGCACAUGCCUUCACAGAGGCUCCCCCUGGCACCCCCUGGCAGGAGCGCACAGGCGAGUGUCUGCAGCGCACCGGGACCAGCGUCGCGCUCACAUCCAUCAACCACAUGGUUGCCUUCUUCAUGGCUGCCCUCGUUCCCAUCCCUGCACUGCGGGCCUUCUCCUUGCAGGCGGCCAUAGUGGUCGGCUGCAACUUUGCAGCUGUGAUGCUUGUCUUCCCGGCGGUCCUCAGCCUGGACCUGCACCGGCGCCACUGCCAGCGCCUUGAUGUGCUCUGCUGCUUUUUCUAGGUACUCCCCUGCUCAGCUCGGGUGAUCCAGAUCCUGCCCCAGGAACUCGGGGACAGGACGGUCCCUGUGGGCAUUGCCCACCUGACGGCCACAGUUCAAGCCUUCACCCACUGUGAAGCCAGCAGCCAGCAUGUGGUCACCAUCCUGCCACCCCGCGCCCACUUGGUGCCCCCACCUUCUGACCCGCUGGGCUCUGAGCUCUUCAGCCCGGGAGGGUCCACGCGGGACCUCCUAGGCCAAGAGGAGGGGCCCAGGCAAAAGGCAGCCUGCAGCUCCCUGCCCUGUGCCCUGAACCUUGCCCAUUUCGCCCGCUAUCGGUUCGCACCCUUGCUGCUCCAGUCGCACAGCAAGGCCGUGGUGCUGGCGCUCUUUGGGGGUCUCCUGGGCCUGAGCCUCUACGGAGCCACGCUCGUGCAGGACGGGCUGGCCCUGACGGAUGUGGUGCCUCGGGGCACCAAGGAGCAUGCCUUCCUGAGCGCCCAGCUCAGGUACUUCUCCCUCUACGAGGUGGCCCUGGUGACACAGGGUGGCUUUGACUACGCCCACUCCCAACGCGCCCUUGAUCUGCACCAGCGCUUCAGCUCUCUCAAGGCCGUGCUGCCCCCCCCAGCCGCCCGGGCGCCCCGCACCUGGCUGCACUAUUACCGGAACUGGCUGCAGGGAAUCCAGGCUGCCUUUGACCAGGACUGGGCUUCCGGGCGCAUUAGCCGUCACUCGUGCCGCAACGGCUCUGAGGAUGGAGCGCUGGCCUACAAGCUGCUCAUCCAGACCGGGGAUGCCCGGGAGCCCCUGGAUUUCAGCCAGCUGACCACAAGGAAGCUAGUGGAUAAGGACGGGCUGAUUCCACCCGAGCUCUUCUAUGUGGGGCUGACCAUGUGGGUAAGCAGUGACCCGCUGGGCCUGGCGGCCUCGCAGGCCAACUUCUACCCCCCACCUCCCGAGUGGCUGCACGACAAGUAUGACACCACCGGGGAGAACCUUCGCAUCCCGGCAGCCCAGCCCCUGGAAUUUGCCCAGUUCCCCUUCCUACUGCGUGGCCUCCAGAAGACUGCGGACUUCGUGGAGGCCAUCGAGGGGGCCCGGGCAGCGUGUGCCGAGGCAGGCCGGGCCGGGGUGCGCGCCUACCCCAGCGGCUCCCCCUUCCUCUUCUGGGAGCAGUAUCUGGGCCUGCGGCGCUCCUUCCUGCUGGCUGUCUGCAUCCUGCUGGUAUGCACCUUCCUCGUCUGUGCCCUGCUGCUGCUCAACCCCUGGACGGCGGGCCUCAUAGUACUGGUCCUGGCGAUGAUGACUGUGGAGCUCUUUGGCAUCAUGGGUUUCCUGGGCAUCAAACUGAGUGCCAUCCCCGUGGUGAUCCUUGUGGCCUCUGUAGGCAUUGGUGUUGAGUUCACGGUCCACGUGGCUCUGGGCUUCCUGACCACCCAGGGGAGCCGGAACAUGCGGGCUGCCUGUGCCCUAGAGCACACCUUGGCUCCAGUGACCGAUGGGGCCAUCUCCACAUUGCUGGGUCUGCUCAUGCUUGCUGGUUCCAACUUUGACUUCAUCAUAAGGUACUUUUUCGUGGUGCUAACAGUGCUCACACUCCUGGGCCUCCUCCAUGGGCUCGUGCUGCUGCCCGUGCUGCUCUCCAUCCUGGGCCCCCCACCAGAGGUGGUACAGAUGUACAAGGAGAGCCCAGAGGUCCAGCCCCCAGCUCCACGAGAAGGAGGGCUCAGCUGGGGGUUGUCCCCCACCCUGCAGAGCUUUGCCAGAGUGACUACCUCCAUGACAGGGGCCCUCCACCCACCCCCACUACGUGCCUACAUCCAUCCAGCCUCUGAUGAGCCCACUUGGUCCCCUGUUGCCACACCAGCUGCCAACGGCUCCAGCAACCUCAGUUCUAGGGGACCAUGUCCAGCCACUGGAUGAAAGAGUGCCUGAAGCAAGGAGACCCUGCUUGGGCCACAUGAGGUCACUGGGAAGUAAUGCGGGGUGGGGUGGUGUUACUGAAUACAGGACAGCUGCCUGGAGAACCCCGCUGCUGCUGUCUCUCUCAUCAUCCCCUCCCCUGCCCCAGCGGUCACGGACCUCCCUGCUGUUCUAUGAAACCAGCAGCCUCUGGGCUCAGAGCAGCCUCGACACCGGGCUGUGUGUGUGGGCGCCUGUCCGGAUGCGGGGAGAGGCCAGCAAUUCAGGCUGCAGUCAGGCCCUCUUCUCCCCCCCCCCCCACACCCCUGUGCUGCUGGCCCCUAGCAGACCAAGACGGGAGGGGUCCUCUAGCACCCUUUGGGAGGCCUGGGCCCCCUAUGCUUGGCAGCUGCCCACAUCCUACCACAUAAAUUAUUUAUAUGAAGAUGUUAGUUUUGUAGUUUGUAUAGAUGGUAGCUACGCUGAAAGUUUUAUUUUUAAAGAGUGAAAUAUAUUCUAUAUGAACUCUCAAACGACUUCGGCACUUUUCUUUUGAACAAAUGGGAGUUUGCAAGUAUAGGGGUGUCAUAGUCUGAGUUCCUGGGGCUACUCUAAUCCUGGGAGGGAAAGGCCACAGGUGCUAAAUUUUUGUAACAUAAUUUGGGUCCAUUUAUUCACCUGGCAAGUAAUGAUGAUCAGCAAACGUACGCUGGUCAUAUAGUUGGCAACAGGACCUGAGUUAAGUGCUCAGUGUGCAAAAAGAUACAAAGGUUUUUGAUGUCAAAUUCUACGCGGGGUGGCUUUCAGGCCAG
Messenger RNA from Lutra lutra (Eurasian river otter), 5171 nucleotides. It is a transcript of the gene PTCH2, whose product is annotated as patched 2. NCBI's taxonomy places the organism in Eukaryota, Metazoa, Chordata, Mammalia, Carnivora, Mustelidae. Gene Ontology annotation, molecular function: smoothened binding; hedgehog family protein binding; hedgehog receptor activity. Gene Ontology annotation, cellular component: plasma membrane. Gene Ontology annotation, biological process: smoothened signaling pathway. The record is from RefSeq and is a predicted model, not a curated record.